Messenger RNA from Betta splendens (Siamese fighting fish), 533 nucleotides. It is a transcript of the gene hopx, whose product is annotated as HOP homeobox. Gene Ontology annotation, biological process: regulation of transcription by RNA polymerase II; cell differentiation. Gene Ontology annotation, cellular component: nucleus. The record is from RefSeq and is a predicted model, not a curated record. The transcript is spliced from 2 exons. The coding region runs from base 148 to 378 and encodes 76 amino acids. Lineage: Eukaryota; Metazoa; Chordata; Actinopteri; Anabantiformes; Osphronemidae. Gene Ontology annotation, molecular function: DNA binding.
GGCGCCGCACGCGCACACACGCGCCACAGCUGUCAGUGAGCUCCCGCUGCGCCGCGCGUCCGCGUCUGCGCAUCACGGUCCCUUCCAGCGCGUUGAGGCCGUGCGCCGCCGCUCACCGGAGCUGCCAGAGUGGAAGCAGGAGGAGCCAUGUCCGCCAGCACAGCCGUGGAGUGCGUGCAGCUGUCGGAGGCGCAGGUCAAGGUGCUGGAGAACUGCUUCAACAGGGAAACCAAGCAUCCGGAGGGGAUGACGCUCAUGCUGAUCGCGGCGGAGUCCGGUUUGUCGGAGGAGCAGACGCUGAAGUGGUUCGACCUCCGUAACGCUCAGUGGCGCCAGUCGGAGGGGCUUCCAGCCAAACGGGGGUCCGUGUUGGACUGACACCGGCCUGGAGCUCCGGCACCACCCUAUUCUCAACUGGACCCCACGCCCCCGUUCCCCUCCUCCCCUUUGUAUCUAUGAAGCUCUAUUAACUUACAGAAUGUGAAGGUGUUUGUGUUGUAACCAUUUGUACAGAAAUAAACUUGUUAUUCUAA